Molecule: messenger RNA, 1692 nt
Organism: Cyphellophora europaea CBS 101466
Lineage: Eukaryota; Fungi; Ascomycota; Eurotiomycetes; Chaetothyriales; Cyphellophoraceae
Exons: 7
Coding region: 1-1692 (563 amino acids)
Biological process (GO): carbohydrate transport; transmembrane transport
Cellular component (GO): membrane
Molecular function (GO): carbohydrate:proton symporter activity
Source: RefSeq, a predicted model, not a curated record
AUGGCCACCGAAAAGACCAUUCGAGAGCGCAACGAUGUCGACAAUCUCUCUGACAACGAGCCGUCUGCAGGGAUGGCCGCGCACAGCCGUGGUAGCAUACUCAUCCGCAACGCCAAAGCCGCGACGGAGAAGGAGCACAAAAUGAGCCUGUUCCAGGGCCUCAGGCUGUAUCCAAAGGCCGUGGGCUGGUCCAUGCUCAUCUCACUUUGCAUUGCCAUGGAGGGCUUUGAUCUUUGUCUGCUGGGGACUUUCUAUGCGAUGCCGCAGUUCCGCGAAAAGUACGGCGAGCAACUGCCUGAUGGUGACUAUCAAAUUCCGGCGCCCUGGCAAGCAGGGUUGAGCAAUGGAGCUGUUGUGGGAGAGAUUAUUGGCCUGAUGAUCAAUGGCUACGUUAGCGAGAGAUUCGGCUACCGCUACACCGUCAUCGGGUGUUUGACCCUGCUCACUGGUUUUAUCGCCAUAUUUUUCACCGCGCAGAGCGUCGAAGUCCUCCAGGUUGGUGAGAUCCUCUGUGGUGUACCAUGGGGGGUUUUCCAGACUUUGACCAUCACGUAUGCAUCCGAGGUGUGCCCAGUGGCCUUGAGAGGGUAUCUGACAACAUGGGUGAACUUCUGCUGGGGCCUCGGUCAAGUGAUCGGAGUAGGCGUGGUCAAGUCGAUGAUCAAUCGCACCGACGAAUGGGCUUACCGCAUCCCCUAUUCUCUGCAAUGGAUGUGGCCUCUUCCUCUUGCCAUCGGCGUCUUUCUUGCGCCCGAGUCGCCCUGGUGGCUCGUGCGCAAAAACCGCCUCGAAGAUGCCAAGCACGCGCUCUUGCGUCUCACUUCGCUCAACAAGGAAACAGAAUUUGACGCUGACGAGACGGUCGCCAUGAUGGUGCACACCACCGCGCUCGAGGAGAAGAUCACCGCUGGCGCCAGCUACUUCGACUGCUUUAGAGGGGUGGAUCUGCGCCGCACCGAGAUCGUGUGCAUGGUCUGGGCGAUCCAGAAUCUCUCCGGUAAUUCAUUCUCGGGCUACAGCACGUACUUCUUGGAGCAGGCCGGACUCGAUCCGGAAGAUGCGAUCAGUUUUACGUUGGGGCAGUACGGGAUCAACAUGGGAGGCGUGUUCGGGGCGUGGUUCCUCAUGAGUUUGGGGGUCGGCAGACGUACUCUGUAUCUGUAUGGCCUCUGUGGACUGUGCACGAUGUUAUUGAUCAUGGGAUUCCUCGGCCUGGCUAGCGAUCGCCACGCGGCCAGUCUGGCGACGGGGAGUAUCAUGUUGGUGUGGGCGUUAUGCUACCAACUGACCGUGGGGACGGUCUGCUACAGUCUGGUCGCGGAGUUGAGUACGAGGAGGCUGCAGAUCAAAACAGUAGCUCUCGGACGGAUCAUGUACAACAUCGUUGCCAUCAUCUGCAACAUCCUCACCCCGUACAUGCUGAACCCCGGCGAGUGGAACUGGGGCAACUACGCCGGCUUCUUCUGGGGCGGGAUCUGCUUCCUCUGCAUCAUCUACACGUACUUCCGCGUGCCAGAGCCUCGGGGCCGCACGUUCGCAGAACUGGAUCUCCUGUUUGAGCGCGGCGUCCCGGCGAGGAAGUUCAACAGCUACCAGAUCGACGUGUUUGCGGACGAUGCGGGACGAAGCGUCGGUGGCGAGCAGGUGCAGGGCUAUGAGGAGAUGGAGAAGAGGGGGUCCGUGGUGGUCUGA